Messenger RNA from Purpureocillium lilacinum, 1491 nucleotides. RefSeq lists its product as uncharacterized. Gene Ontology annotation, molecular function: mRNA binding; protein binding. Lineage: Eukaryota; Fungi; Ascomycota; Sordariomycetes; Hypocreales; Ophiocordycipitaceae. The record is from RefSeq and is a predicted model, not a curated record.
AUGCGCGAUCCCCAAGGCUGGAGCUUCCACGGCCAGAGUAUCGACCGGCACGGACGGAUACUGCAGCUCGUGCGACACCUGCUCGGCUCCCGCGGCCAGCCCGCCAGCCCCUUUGUCUACGAGUGCGUCAUGGACGCCAUGGCCGACCCAAAGGGCUCGGCCGAGGGCGUGCGCAAGAUCCUCGACGACUUGGCGUCACAGGGCAUGAAGCCCACGGCAGCCAUGUGUCAUGGUGCGUUGGCCGCACUGGCGAACCACCCAGACUACGCGCUCCGGCAGGAGGUCCUGGACAUCAUGCAGGAGUUUUGGUUUGUCAUCGAUACGCCAGCCAAGCAGAGUGUUGUACUAGGCCUGCUGCGUGAUGAGCAGUACGAACUAGCGUACGCGAGGCUGACGGAGCUGAUCGAUGCGGGCGGGCGCAUCGACCCCUGGGUACACGACAUAUUCAUCAUGGUAUUCGGCAAGCUGGGGUUCCUGGACGAGAUGCUGCAGCUGAUGCAUCGUCGCAUGAGCGGGGAUGUGCAUGGCAGCGCGGCAACGACCUUGCUGUACUUUGCCCUGGAUGUCUGCAGCGAGGCGUUCCACUACCCUGGGACAAUGUUUGCGUGGAAUGCAGCGGUGAGAAACUCACUGUUGCAGCCGCCCGAUGGCGUCGUGGAAAACGUGCUCGCAACAGCAGCACGGCACGGAGACGCUUCCUUGGCGACGGAGACGCUCGACCUCAUCGCGCAGAGAACCCGUGUCAUGGCGUAUCAUUACGAGGCUGUCGCUGAGGCGUUUGCGAGGGCGGGCGACAUGGCAGGGGCGUUCCGUAUCCUGUCCAUCAUGAAGAAGAAUGGCAUCCGAGUCGUGCGGGGAAACACUCGAAUGGUGUACGAGGCGCUCAAGGGCCGGCCUCGCCUCGUCAAGGACGCCGAGGGGGCGCUGCGAGGCCUGGCAUCUGACGGGCUGGUGCCGCUAGCCGUGGUCAGCGUGGUGAUGGAGGCCAUGUCCGAGCUGGACGGCAGCGAGAGCGCCAUGGGCCUGUACCACGACGUAGCCGCGCUAUGCGGCCAGCUGCCCGACUCGAGCUUGCUGCAAACCCUCAUGGUCAACAGCCGCGAGCAGGACACGAAGCGCACUUUGGCGAGAGACUACAUGGCCACCAUCGCCGAGGACGACGACGCGAUGCGCAACGCGCGCAUCUACGAGGAGCUCAUCCCGAGCUGCGCCGAGCUUGGGGAGCUCGACUUGGCGUUCCGGUUCGCGCGGCAGGCUGCCUCUCUGCCCUCGGUGAGCGGCCGCGGCGCAGCGGUGGCGGCGGCACGGAGCCACCUCGGGUGGUUGCGACGACUCGUCGAGUGCGCUGUGGAGCGCGAGGACGGGCGCAUCUGGGAGGUGGUGGACCAACUCAGCAGAACGGGGGACGCCGAGACGACGGCCAAGGUGCAGAGGAUGCUGCAGCAGACGCGACUGGCCCGACGGGCGAGCGCGUCGCCUCGAAUGAGCUAA